AUGCGUGCGCAUGAUCAGCGCAUUCAGUUUGCCAUGGAGCGAAGGGAGGAUGCCAUUGAGUCCUACAAGCGGAACGAUCUGAUCGGCGCUGAUGAAGCCUAUGGCGAGGUGAUCCAAAUGGUCACCCUGCUCGAGAAGCCCCAAGCACACGGACGUCCGCGAUCCAUUUCUGGGCAAGACAGGGAGGAGCAGUUGCUGGCGGAUUGCCUCUCCAACCGUGCGCAGUGCAUUUUAGAUAUGGCGCAGGGCAAAGGUGUGCUUCCGGACGGGACGCCUUUCUCUUCACAGUUUCACGAGAAGGAACAUUUCGAGUAUUUCAAGCGCCAAGCCUUGAAGCAGGCGGAAGAAUGUGCUGAGAAGGCCUGCCUCGUCUGGUGCGAUGAUCGGAGCCUCUACCGCCUGGGCUUGGCUCGGAAGCUCACCGCGGAGUCGGCCAAGGCCGAAACCUUUUUGGUGCUGAAGGAGGACAGUAACGAGAUCAUGAAAGAUGCUGGCAGGUGCUUUCUGAAAGCACUCAGGGCGCGGCCAAACGCUCAAACACAGAAGGCGCUGGAUGAGGUGAAAGAUUGGCUCGCGCGGCGGGAUGUCUUUAGCCUCUACCCAGAGUACGUUUGA
Molecule: messenger RNA, 615 nt
Organism: Durusdinium trenchii
Lineage: Eukaryota; Dinophyceae; Suessiales; Symbiodiniaceae
Source: the annotation of a GenBank genome assembly